This is a messenger RNA of Drosophila ananassae, 1826 nucleotides long. RefSeq names its product proline-rich protein 36. Gene Ontology annotation, cellular component: nucleus. The record is from RefSeq and is a predicted model, not a curated record. Bases 165 to 1589 code for a protein of 474 amino acids. Lineage: Eukaryota; Metazoa; Arthropoda; Insecta; Diptera; Drosophilidae. The transcript has a single exon. Gene Ontology annotation, biological process: regulation of DNA-templated transcription.
GGCAGAGGUGGCAGUGGUGGUGGCGGUGGUGCUGCUGGGUACUUAAAGAGGAACAGAUUGCGGGCGGCCAGCAGUCGAAACUGGAAUUUCGAAACGCACGGAUCCGGAGUACUUGAAAAUAGUGCCAUAAGCCAAAAAGUUAAAAUCGAAAAGUGUUGCCAAAAAUGAAUCUGUUGAUGGAUAGCCUGCCGCCGCACGCGAAUCCUGGCCAGCGUCGCUCCACGCCACCGCAGCAUGCCGAGCUAAGGAUCACCACAUCCCCGCCACAGCACCAGCAGCAAAACCAAGUGGCAGCUAACAACAACAAUGAGACUCCCACAUCGCCACCUGGUGGCAAGACCACCUUGAAAAGAUCCUUCGAUGUGGCCUUUCUCAUGAUGCCCGACGAAAGGAUCAAGCAGAAGCAGGCCGAGAAACAGGCCCGUCUCCAGGAGGCACUGCAGCAACAUCACCAGCACCAGCACCAACAGCAACAGCAGUUGAAUCACUACCCCACGGACCUAUCCCCCCGAGGAUGCGCCGCCUCGCAGCCACCAUCGCCGGCUGCCUUGGAGUACAUCAGCCUGCUGGAGGCGAGGAAUCGCUAUCCACAGCUUAGUAUUCGGUCGCCCAGGGUCUAUGACGAUCCCAGUGUAAUAAUUCCCUUGGUGGAUUCUCCAGAGGCCCCGACCAACGCCUCGCCACCGCCACCGAUGCGGAGUGCCUUCACCAAGGUAGCCUCCUCAUCGCUGUCCACUGCUUCCUCGUCGCCGUCGACCACAUCGCGUUUGGAGUCGCCCGUGGACGUGGGUGCUCCACCCCUGAGCCCAGACCAGCUCAGCUGCCACUCGAUGAGUCCGCCGUUGGUCACUCCGCCGCCCAGGACAAAUAGUGGCGGCCAGCAGCAGCCCCAACAGCCGCCACCUGCCAAUCCCAUCGUUUACCACAACUUUCGACCGGAAUAUCAGUUCAACGGAGCCUUCCAGGCCGUGAAUCCCAUGCAGGCUCUCCAGGCACAACAGCGACUGAAGCAGCAGCUCCUCUACACACGUCCUGCUGGCAAUCCCAAUGUCGGAGCUCCAGGUGGAAAUGCCGGAGGAGCUGGCAAUCCAUCGUCCCCUCCAGCAGGUCCGCCGCCGGAGUUUCUGCACGCCGCCUAUCCGGGAUUCGCUCCGCCACCGCAUCCCUUCGCCGUGGCCCAGCCACUACAGAAUCCGGCAGCCGCCGCCAUACUGUCCACCCUGAUUCCACCCACCUUGGCCUCCACCUUCACUCUGACCGCCCAGAACGUGUGCGCCAAGUGCAACAUCAGCUUCCGGAUGACCAGCGACCUGGUCUACCACAUGCGGUCGCACCACAAAAGCGAGGUGGCCUGCGAUCCCAAUCGCCGCAAGCGCGAGGAGAAGCUGCGAUGUCCCGUUUGCCAGGAGACCUUCCGGGAGCGGCACCAUCUCACACGGCACAUGACCGCUCACCAGGACAAGGCCAGCGAUCACCAGCCCCAGCUGGAGGACACCAACUCCUCCGCUGCCGGCGACAACGAGAUCAUCAAUGUGGUGGGUGGAGGAUCCACUCCGCCAGGACGUCGUAUGGGCGGUAUGCCGAAAUGAUCGAAGCAUUUCUUCGGAUACUUUUAGGGCCAAGGACCUCCCUCCCACCAAGCACUCGUUCCACCCAGGAUUUAGUUGGUCUAGUCCGUAAUGCCCGUUUUCGAUUGUGAUAUUAAUUUUAGUUUCCUCCCGCUCCGAUUUACUUUUCCCUUAGCCUUAAAUGUAGUGCAAUUCGUAUCUUAAAUAUUGUAACUGGAUCUCAAUUAAUCGUAAUUCAUAAUCGCAAUAUCUGGGACU